Guyanagaster necrorhizus is the source of this 1656-nucleotide messenger RNA. RefSeq lists its product as uncharacterized. The coding region runs from base 187 to 1593 and encodes 468 amino acids. Gene Ontology annotation, biological process: protein histidyl modification to diphthamide. Gene Ontology annotation, molecular function: 2-(3-amino-3-carboxypropyl)histidine synthase activity. The transcript has a single exon. The record is from RefSeq and is a predicted model, not a curated record. NCBI's taxonomy places the organism in Eukaryota, Fungi, Basidiomycota, Agaricomycetes, Agaricales, Physalacriaceae.
GGACGCAGAGCGUGUUCCGCGAAUAAAACCGAUGAGAGAACCGGCAAUAAAGAAGGCAGGGGGGAGGACCAACAAACGAGGAGGUAUAGAGAGGUGAAUUUGCCUUUUUUUCUCGACAGGAUCAGUGUCGUUGUCCAAGUCGGUAGACAUGAUGUCAUCAAAGGUCGUUGCUUUUUUUCGCCGUCAAUGGCCGACGCAUCUGCUCCUCGCAAACGAGUCCGUCCUCGUAAAUUCGUCGGCUCCACCAAAGUACCCUCGUUGUCGUCGUCGGCAGCGCCAUUGAACAGCAUUCCACAGUCGUUGCUAGAGAAUGAAGCCCUCAAUGCCGCCAUCUCUGCACUACCAAGCAACUAUUCGUUCGAGAUCCACAAAACUUUAGCCCAUAUCCAAAGACACGACUCCAUGAUGGUUGCCCUGCAACUACCAGAGGGUUUGCAGAUGUAUGCUUGUGCUAUUGCAGACAUUAUCGAGACAUUUUCCGGCGCGCUUACCGUCGUUCUCGCGGAUGUGACAUACGGUGCAUGUUGUGUAGAUGACUAUACCGCGAAGGCUCUGGAAUGUGAUCUGUUGGUACAUUACGGUCACAGCUGUCUUGUCCCUGUGGAUGUGACGACAGGUAUACGGACGCUGUAUAUCUUCGUUGAAAUCGCCAUUGACGAAAAGCACCUUGUCGAGACGGUGCGAUUGAACUUGCCGGACACCAAGAACCGAUUUAUGGAGAGUUUUGGAGAAGAAAAAGCCGUCGGGGAGGCUAUUACCAGCGGUCUCAAGCAGCAUCUCGCGAUUACCCACGAUGGCGAAGACAAGGAAUCGAAGGAAGAGUUCGCUGUUGGUCCACCUACCAGCCUUGCACUGGUAUCGACAAUACAAUUUGUGUCUGCACUUUCUCGUCUAAAAGAAUCUCUCUCUUCACCAUUGUUGAAUUCAUCUUCAUCUAAUCUAUGGCCUGGUCCCUACGUCACGACAGUGCCGCGCUCUCACCCUUUAUCGCCAGGCGAGAUCCUUGGAUGCACCGCUCCCCGCCUGCCAGAUGUGCCAGAUGCAUUCAUAUAUCUUGGUGACGGUCGCUUCCAUCUUGAGGCUGCAAUGAUAGCCAAUCCCGGCGUCCCCGCAUUUCGGUAUGAUCCAUACUCGAAAAAACUGACGAGGGAGGAAUAUGACCAUGUACGGAUGCGGAAUAUGAGGUCAAAAGCUGUCAGGAAUGCGGAGAGCAAGGGGACUUGGGGUAUCAUACUGGGCACACUGGGAAGGCAAGGAAACCCAGGUCAUCUCAAGGCCAUCUCGUCGCUCGCUUCGUCGGGAAACCAGACCACUAGCAUAACUCCAAUUCCCAUUCUACUCUCAGAGCUCUCACCCGCAAAGUUGGCCCUGUUCAAUGAUAGCAUCGACGUCUUUGUGCAGACAUCGUGUCCGCGGCUUUCUAUUGACUGGGGAGCAGCCUUCGAGAAACCGUUACUGAGCGUAUAUGAGUCCGGCGUUGCGUUAGGCAAGUGGGGUGGAUGGUGGGAGGAUGGCGACUACCCAAUGGACUUUUAUGCAAGAGGUAGUCGAUGGGUCGAAGCCAGGAAGCACGGGGAAUUUAUUAUGACGUGACGGCCAUUUGAAGUUCCCUCAUUUUACGAAGACAUACCUAGGACUUCUUCGCCAUGUACGACA